AUGAGGAUGCUGAAGAGAGCUUCUGCACUCCUCCUGAGAAGAGGAAUCACAACUUAUCAAAGCAGAUUGUGCAGAAAUGACAGCCUCUUCAGAGUUCAUUCAUCUGUGUCUGAGGCGCUGGCAGAAAACAAGCCAGUGGUUGCUCUGGAGAGUACUAUUAUCACACAUGGCAUGCCCUAUCCACACAACCUGAGCACAGCGAAGGAGGUGGAGGACAUUGUGCGAUCUGAAGGAGCCACUCCAGCCACGGUUGGAGUGAUCGAUGGUGUCGUCCAUGUUGGUUUGUCGUCAGAGGAGCUCGACCACCUGGCCCGCUGCAAGAGCUCCAUGAAGGUGUCCCGCCGUGAUCUGCCCUACGUCGUCAGCAAAGGGCUCUCUGGGGGAACAACAGUGUCGGCCACGAUGAUAGCUGCACAUCGAGCUGGCAUCCCUGUGUUUGUCACAGGGGGCAUAGGAGGAGUUCACAGAGACGGAGAGAACAGUCUGGACAUCAGUGCAGAUCUGACAGAGCUCGGCAGGACUCCCAUUGCAGUCGUCUCUGCUGGUGUCAAAUCUAUUCUGGACAUCGGUCGCACCCUGGAGUACCUUGAGACACAGGGUGUCUGUGUAGCCACCUAUGGAGCGUCUAAGAACUUCCCAGCCUUCUUCUCUCCACAAAGCGGAUUCACUUCUCCUUUCCAUGUCUUCAACCCUGAGGAGGCUGCCAAACUUAUUGCGAGCACUCUGUCACUGGGUCUCCAAAGUGGCGUCCUGUUAGCCGUGCCCAUCCCAGAGGAGCAUGCAGCCGCCGGCCAGCUGAUAGAGGAGGCCGUACAGGCUGCAGUCACAGAGGCAAGUGUUAAAGGUAUAACAGGAAGAGAUGUGACGCCGUUUAUUCUUCAAAAGGUCAACGAGCUGACUGAAGGAAAGUCCCUUCAGGCCAACAUUGCUCUCAUUCAUAACAAUGCUAAAGUUGGCAGUCAGAUAGCCUGCGCACUGUCGCGACAAAUGACUGAGAGAAAGUGCAGAGGAAACACCAAUCGUCAUGGAAAACACUCAGACUCAGAUAUAGUUGUCAUUGGAGGAAUAAAUGUUGAUUUUAUUGCAAAAGGAAAAGCAGAAACACUUAUUUUCGGACAGACAAACCCAGGGAGUGUGUGUCAAUCAUUUGGUGGUGUAGGACGGAACAUCGCUGACUCUCUGAGUCGAUUAGGCCGCAGCCCUCUGUUUAUCUCAGCUACUGGAGCUGAUUCACACAGCGAGGCAGUGCUACACUAUUGUAAACAUAUGAACACAAGUGGUGUGGCCAGGUUAGAAGAGCAGAGCACGGCUACGUACUGUGCUGUCAUCACUGCUAGUGGAGAACUGAGUCUCGGAUUGGGAGACAUGGACAUUCAUCAACAGAUCACAGCGCAGUAUGUGUCACAGUUUGAGAAGCAGCUUUCAUCAGCCACCCUCGUGUGUCUGGAUGGAAACAUCCCUGUCUCCACCAUCGACUAUGUUUGCUCCAUUGCCAAAAAACACAAUAUCAAUGUUUGGUAUGAGCCGACAGAUUCAGAUAAAGCCUGUAAGCCUUUCCUGUCCGACGCCUGGAAGUCUCUUUCCUAUUCAUCCCCAAACCUGGCCGAGCUGCGCACCAUGAACAAAACUCUGGGCCUCCCCACACCUGAAGUGUUGCCUAGCUCUGUGGAGGAGGUGCUGAGUGUUGCUAUGGCUCUCUCACGCCCCCUCCUGGACCAUCUCCACUGUCUGGUGGUGACUCUGGGGGAGAGUGGGGUGCUGGUGUGUGGAGAGCAUGAAGCAGGCUCUGUCAACCUGCAGCCAAGGAAACAUAAAAAGAAGAGGAAGCUCUGUGCUGUCCACUACCCGGCACUGACUGUGACGGCAGACGAGACCAUGAAUGUGUCAGGAGCAGGAGACAGUCUCGCAGGUGCUUUGAUGGCUGGGAUCCUCCAUCAGCGAGACACAGACAGCUGUGUUCGGAUGGGGCUCCUGGCUGCUCGUCUCUCUCUGGCGUCACCACAUCCUAUCGCCCCAACGCUCACCUUCGACUCUGUGGAUCCCAACAAAGUCAAGACUCAAGAAUGGCCAAAACCCAGCUUCAUGUGGAUUGAUUAAAAAUGUUAAACACCAUUUUAAAACCUAACUGGGGAAAAGUAGAAAAGUGGGUCUAAUAUGCAUUAGUUUUUCAAAUAUUUUUGUCAGUUUGAUAAUUUUAGGCCUUUUAGUGUGUGAUUGGAUUGUGAAGCGUGAUGUAUAAAGAUUCUACAUUAAACCAUUUAAUACACAUU
Messenger RNA from Trematomus bernacchii (emerald rockcod), 2270 nucleotides. RefSeq lists its product as uncharacterized. Lineage: Eukaryota; Metazoa; Chordata; Actinopteri; Perciformes; Nototheniidae. The record is from RefSeq and is a predicted model, not a curated record. The transcript is spliced from 18 exons. Bases 1 to 2097 code for a protein of 698 amino acids. Gene Ontology annotation, molecular function: pseudouridylate synthase activity; kinase activity.